Messenger RNA from Rhodotorula toruloides NP11, 1056 nucleotides. Its product is annotated as glycerol-3-phosphate dehydrogenase (NAD+). Gene Ontology annotation, biological process: carbohydrate metabolic process; glycerol-3-phosphate catabolic process. The record is from RefSeq and is a predicted model, not a curated record. The transcript is spliced from 9 exons. Gene Ontology annotation, cellular component: glycerol-3-phosphate dehydrogenase (FAD) complex; cytosol; nucleus. Lineage: Eukaryota; Fungi; Basidiomycota; Microbotryomycetes; Sporidiobolales; Sporidiobolaceae. The coding region runs from base 1 to 1056 and encodes 351 amino acids. Gene Ontology annotation, molecular function: glycerol-3-phosphate dehydrogenase [NAD(P)+] activity; NAD binding; protein homodimerization activity.
AUGCCCGCUCAGAACAGCUCACACGGAGGAAAGUGGAAGGUCGCUCUCAUCGGGAGCGGAAACUGGGGGUCUGCGAUCGCCCGUCUCGUGGGAAAGAACAUCAAAGAGCGCAGCGACGAGUUCGACACCGAGGUCAAGAUGUGGUGCUACGAGGAGGACUUCGAAGGACGCAAGUUGACCGAGGUGAUCAACGAGAAGCACGAGAACGUCAAGUACCUCCCCGGGAUCGACUUGGGCGACAACGUCGUCGCCGAGCCCGACUUGAUCAAGGCCAUCGAGGGCGCCAACGCCUUGAUCUUUGUCAUUCCUCACCAGUUCAUCAUCGAGACGUGCAAGCAACUCGAAGGCAAAGUCCCUUCCAACACGCAAGCCAUCUCGCUAGUCAAAGGCGUCGACGUCAAAGACGGCCAAAUCCACAUCUUCAGCGAAGUGAUCAAAGAACACCUCGACAUCGAGUGUGCGGCCUUGUCGGGCGCCAACAUCGCCAACGAGGUUGCCAAGGAGGCCUUCUCCGAGACCACGAUCGGGUGCAGGGACAUCGAGGUCGCCAAGCGCUGGGCGAGGUUGUUCGAGACGGAGAAGUUUAGGGUCGCGGUUAGCAAGGACGUGCUUGGAGUCAGUCUCGGCGGAGCGCUCAAGAAUGUCGUCGCGGUCGCGGCGGGCUUGAUUGACGGAUUGCAAUGGGGCAACAACGCCAAGGCCGCCAUCAUGCGCAUCGGUCUCCUCGAGAUGAAGCGGUUCGCCCUCGAGUUCUUCCCCGGCACCGAACCCGAAACCUUUGUCCAAGAAUCCGCCGGGAUCGCAGACUUGAUCACGUCUUGCCUCGGAGGGAGGAACAGGAAGUGUGCCGAGGCUUUCGUGACGACGGGCAAGACGUUCGAUCAGUUGGAGAAGGAGAUGCUUAAUGGACAGAAACUCCAGGGCGUCCAGACAGCCAAAGAGCUGCACGAGUUCCUCAAGGCCCGCGGAAAGGCCGACAACUACCCUUUGUUCACCUUUGUCUACCGUGUUGCGUAUGAGGGCGUCAAGCCGGAUACGAUCACGGCGCACAUCUAG